This is a messenger RNA of Thelazia callipaeda (thelaziosis nematode), 516 nucleotides long. The record is from the annotation of a GenBank genome assembly. NCBI's taxonomy places the organism in Eukaryota, Metazoa, Nematoda, Chromadorea, Rhabditida, Thelaziidae.
AUGUCGGCUUCCUCAUCAGGUGUUGGUGAAGAACAUUGCCGUGCUUGUAUGAGUGUCGAAGAAUUAAUGAGACGUGCUAGAAAAAUGGCUGGGAAGAUUUCGAAGGAUAGUGUACAGCAGUCAUCGGCAACGUCGAUUCCUUCUGGAUCAACCGCAAUGAAAUCAGUGAGAAGUGAUUGUCCAGUAAACACUGAGCAGUUAGGUAGAUCCACGUGGAAUCUGCUACAUACGAUAGCUGCUUAUUAUCCCUUAAAACCAACAUCUGAACAAAAGAAAAAUGUCAGGAUUUUAAUGGAUCUUCUAGGAAAAACUUACCCUUGUUCACAUUGUGCUGAAGAUCUUCGUCGUGAUUUAGCUCAGCAUCAACCAGAUGUGGAAGAUCGUGAACGAUUUUCAUUAUGGAUGUGCGCAUUACAUAAUCGAGUGAACAAAAAGCUUGGUAAACCAGAGUAUAAUUGUUCACAAUGGAAAGAAAGAUGGCUAGAUGGUUGGAAGGAUGGUUCUUGUGAUCAAUAG